AUGCCUUCUGGAACUCAGCAUACCAGAUCCCACGAGCUAGACGGGCCGCGUAAACGGCAUCGGACGGCCAUUGCAUGCGAUGAUUGUCGUGAGAGAAAACGCAAAUGCGACGGAAUCAAGCCCGUAUGUGGCGCGUGUUCUAAACGGCCCUUCCCAGAUUGUGUAUGGAACGAGGAGCGGAACACCAAAGGACGGGACAGUAGCUACGUAAGGUCGUUAAGGUCGCGGGUCAAGGAGCUAGAGGAGGCGCAAGGGCGGCACCUUGCGACGGUCGGCAAGUCAUUGGAAUCUGUUGGCCAAGCGAAUCUCGCGAACCGCACGGAGUACCAAAAUCGACCUGCUCUCUGUGCCACUGAUUCAACUACGACAGAAAAUGCGGUCGAGACCCGGUUCGAUUCGGCAGGAGACCAUCACGUCUCUGAGGCUGAUGCGAUCGCAAGUCCAACCGAUACUAUUUUCCCAAUGCAUAUUUCGAGAACAGAAAGGACGUCUGUUAGGAAUGCUUCUCGUGAAACCCUCGAUACCAUCUGCGGGGACAACAGCACUGGAGUAGAUGCUAUGGGUGCCGCUUGCUCCUUGCCGAGAGACGAGACAGAUGCGUGCCCCCAACAUCGGCUGGAGUACUUUGGUCCCUCGAGCACUGUCAGCUUUCUCAGUAAGGCGCGUCAGGCAAUGGGCCAAGAUGGGCCGUCCAGCCGUAGCCACCAUUUUGGCGCUAUGCACCCAAAUGAGGCUGAUUUUGUAGGCGGCUUUCCUUCCUAUAAAUCGCGGUCUCUAGAGUCUAUUGAAUGCGGCAAUGUUGACUCUAUGCUUGGAUUAAGUGUUCCUCCGCGGACUGAGGCAGAUGCCUUGGUGGAGAGCUACUGGACGUGGUUCCAUCCACUGUACCCUUUCAUGCAUCAACCGUCUUUUAAUGAACGCUACUUGGCCGUUUGGGGAUCUACCUCGACCAGAUCGUCUAAUCAGCUCUCGGAACACCCCAGGCCAACCAACUGCUACAGAUAUAUCGGUGACAGACUCUUUCAUUGUCUUUUAAAUGCCAUUUUUGCAUUGGGAAGUCAUUUCAACCCAGCAAUUAAGGAGAGGAACCGUGAUCAUACAAGCCUUGUCUUCUUUGAACGGGCAAAACGACUCCUCGAUUUCGAUACGUUGGCAAAUGGAAGCCUGGCUCUGGUUCAGACACUGCUUCUCAUGGGGCAAUUCCUCCAGAGCACCAAUAUGUCUAGUGCUUGUUGGAAUAUUGUUGGAAUGGCGAUCAGGGUCGCACAGGGGAUUGGACUUCAUCAUGAACCAGAUAGAUACGACCAGUCAUGUUGUUCCAAGGAACCGAUAGGUCAAGCCGAGACGGAAUUGCGCAGACGAGUUUGGGCAGGAUGUGUUUUACUUGAUCGGAUCCUAUCCCUGGCUUACGGACGCCCACUGAUGAUCCAUCCGAUCUUGUCGCACAACAACUGCCUUCUGCCAUCCGCUAUUGAUGAUCAGUUCCUAACCCAGUGGCCAGAACCACCCGGCUCACAGCCAGAAAAUGUCAUCAGCGUAAUAGAAUGCUAUGUUCAGGCCAUCAAGCUGCAGGAAAUCCUUGGCCGGGUGAUUGCCACAUUAUACAACGAGAGCCGUGAUAUAGGGAAAGAUGGCCGAGAGCCAGGUGUGGGUGCCAGUUUGCUAAUUUCAUGGCACAAGAGCUUGCCUGCUCAUUUAAAAGUGUAUACAUACCAAACAAAUAACGGUCCUGGCGGGUUCUCUCAUGGAGAGCAGGGCUCUAUGUUUCGCAGACAGGCGAAUGCCCUGGAGACUAGUCAUACGAAACUGCCACUAGACCAUGAUGCAACCGACUCCACUAUGGAAUGGACGAUGCUUCUCAAGGCGGCCAGCCUUUGCAUCUCAGUUGCGCAGCAGCUGGUCUCUCUGGUUACAGAUAAUGCGGAGUCGGACACGAGUCUCCUUCCGCCCCCUUGGUAUAGUGUUUUCUGCGAAAGUGAAUUGAGUGAUUCAAAUACUACUUACCCAGAGACAUACGAGACGGUAUCAGGCAGGGAUGCUAAUGCAGGACCACCUAGGGCAGACUUUUCACGAUUUGAUGCUGGUUUUCUCUCCCAGAAUUUUCAAGAUGACUUUGCUUUUGAUCAAUUGGGUUCAGGCUGGGUGGGUGACUCAACAGAUAUGACCUGGCUUUCAUACGCCCCAUUUCUGGAGUAA
Molecule: messenger RNA, 2196 nt
Organism: Penicillium atrosanguineum
Lineage: Eukaryota; Fungi; Ascomycota; Eurotiomycetes; Eurotiales; Aspergillaceae
Exons: 6
Coding region: 1-2196 (731 amino acids)
Biological process (GO): DNA-templated transcription; positive regulation of transcription from RNA polymerase II promoter by galactose
Cellular component (GO): nucleus
Molecular function (GO): DNA-binding transcription factor activity, RNA polymerase II-specific; zinc ion binding; RNA polymerase II cis-regulatory region sequence-specific DNA binding
Source: RefSeq, a predicted model, not a curated record